Messenger RNA from Ochlerotatus camptorhynchus, 1142 nucleotides. Its product is annotated as pro-resilin-like. The transcript has 3 exons. Lineage: Eukaryota; Metazoa; Arthropoda; Insecta; Diptera; Culicidae. The record is from RefSeq and is a predicted model, not a curated record. Gene Ontology annotation, cellular component: extracellular matrix. The coding region runs from base 206 to 697 and encodes 163 amino acids.
AAUCAUACACAAAUCAACCAUCCUUUAGAGUACAAACAACCAGCUUCUCAAGCCUAGAGCUGUUUUCUUCUCAAAUCAAUUAGUUAUCAUCCAUCGAAGAAGGAUAUUUUCCUCACCACACACCAACGUCAGCACCAUCGACUGCAACAACCACCAGUGUGUUCUUUUCCAGUGUUCUAGCCACAAACAGAAACCAAUAGCAAUCAUGAAGGUCUUCGCCGUCGUCGCAUUCGUCUCGCUGGCCGCUCUGGUCGCAGCCGAGCCACCGUCGCCAUACAGCAACUACCAACAGGGCGGUUCCAAUGGGAAUAACGGUUACAACUAUAACGCAAACAGCAACGGCUAUCCAUCUGCCCCAUCCGCCCAGUACGGAGCCCCAACGGGAGCUGGGGCUGGCGGUGCCGCCGGUUACAACUAUGCCGAUGCUAACGCCAACGCUGAACCCGCCAAGUACAACUUCGAGUACAACGUUCAGGACUUCCAAUCAGGCAACGAUUUCGGACACAUGGAAUCUCGCGAUGGAGACCGCACCGUUGGCCGCUACUACGUCCUGCUUCCCGAUGGCCGCAAGCAAGUUGUGAACUACGAAGCCGACCAGAACGGAUACCGCCCAACCAUCUCCUACGAAGACACCGGUGCCGCUGCCGGAGGAUACCCAAACAGCCAGGGCCAGCAGGGUGGAUUCCAGGGAUACUAAGGUAAUGCGCCGACGAAAGAUCGAAUCGAUUGACAAGCACUCACAAAACCCACUCAAGUUAUUAGGAACGAAUUUAAACUCUAGUUAAUUUUUUAUAGUGAAUUAUACUCACUCUUCCUACAUUAAUUUCAAUCUUUACUACCAGCCUACCGGCUGGUAGUUGGCCAGUAUUUGCAAACUUCCUUACAAAUUUCCUAAACAAAAAAACUAUUUUACUUCAUAAGUAGUUUAGACACCACUGCUCCAUCUGUGAGCAAGCACCAAAACUUCAUCCAAAACAAAAAAAAAACAAUUUUGACCAAUGGCAUCGAACACUGGAAGAACGAUUUCAAAACGAACACAAACGUAUUAAAAAUUAUACAAAUUUUUAUUUGCUUAUUAUGAAAUAAGAAAAUGCGAACUGCUUUUAUAAGAAUCAUCUUCGCGAUGCGCAACCACGCUUCCG